This is a messenger RNA of Acanthopagrus latus (yellowfin seabream), 2825 nucleotides long. RefSeq names its product guanine nucleotide binding protein (G protein), alpha inhibiting activity polypeptide 1 (gene gnai1). The transcript is spliced from 9 exons. Bases 438 to 1502 code for a protein of 354 amino acids. NCBI's taxonomy places the organism in Eukaryota, Metazoa, Chordata, Actinopteri, Spariformes, Sparidae. Gene Ontology annotation, cellular component: heterotrimeric G-protein complex. The record is from RefSeq and is a predicted model, not a curated record. Gene Ontology annotation, molecular function: GTPase activity; GTP binding; G protein-coupled serotonin receptor binding. Gene Ontology annotation, biological process: adenylate cyclase-modulating G protein-coupled receptor signaling pathway.
UGGACACAUCUCUCCGCUCGCUCCUGCCGCGGCUCCUCAUACAGUACUGGCAGUCGCCGCCGCAACGAAUGGAGGCGAACGGGUGGAGGAGACAUCACCAAGGAACUGUUUCGCUAUCAAAAUAGCUUUCCGUCGAGCGUGAGGAGGAUUUUAACCCGAGAACACCAGCACGGGGGUUGAAGACAAACCGCACUAUUUUCUUUAAACAAAACAAAACAAAAAACGCUUCCCCCUUUUUUCCCCCUCUCUCCGAACAGAUCGAUCGCCUGUCAUUUAAAAAAAAAAAAAGGGCGUGUGUGUGGUUGUGUGUGUGUGUAUGUGUGUGUGCGGGGUGAAGGCAGAGGCAGCAUUCAUCUUAAUGCUAUUGUAGAUUUUUGCUUUGUUUUUUUUUUUUGUUUUUUUAAAUACCACCGGGGUGUUGAAGGACACGGUCGAGGAUGGGGUGCACGCUGAGCACGGAGGACAAGGCGGCGGUGGAGCGCAGCAAAAUGAUCGACAGGAAUCUGCGGGACGACGGGGAGAAGGCAGCCAGGGAGGUCAAGCUGCUGCUGCUCGGUGCUGGAGAAUCAGGGAAAAGUACGAUUGUCAAGCAGAUGAAGAUCAUCCACGAGGCGGGCUACUCAGAAGAGGAAUGUAAGCAGUACAAGGCCGUGGUGUACAGCAACACCAUCCAGUCCAUCAUCGCCAUCAUCAGAGCCAUGGGGCGCCUCAAGAUCGACUUCGGGGACGCUGCAAGAGCUGACGAUGCACGGCAGCUGUUUGUGCUGGCGGGCUCGGCGGAGGAAGGCUUCAUGACGGGAGAGCUGGCCGGUGUCAUCAAGCGGCUGUGGAAGGACGGAGGUGUUCAAGCCUGCUUCAGCCGCUCCCGCGAAUAUCAGCUCAACGACUCGGCAGCAUACUACCUGAACGACUUGGACAGGAUAUCCCAGGCCACCUACAUCCCGACUCAGCAGGAUGUCCUGAGGACCCGAGUCAAGACCACAGGCAUUGUGGAGACACACUUCACAUUCAAGGACCUGCACUUCAAAAUGUUUGAUGUCGGCGGCCAGCGGUCUGAGAGGAAGAAGUGGAUCCAUUGCUUUGAGGGUGUGACGGCCAUCAUCUUCUGCGUGGCCCUCAGCGACUACGACCUGGUGCUGGCCGAGGACGAGGAGAUGAACCGGAUGCACGAGAGCAUGAAGCUGUUCGACAGCAUCUGCAACAACAAGUGGUUCACAGACACCUCCAUCAUCCUCUUCCUCAACAAGAAGGAUCUGUUUGAGGAGAAGAUCAAGAAGAGUCCUCUCACCAUCUGUUACCCAGAAUACGCCGGCUCCAACACGUACGAGGAAGCAGCUGCCUACAUUCAGUGUCAGUUCGAGGACCUGAACAAGAGGAAGGACACCAAGGAGAUUUACACCCACUUCACCUGCGCCACAGACACCAAGAAUGUGCAGUUUGUGUUUGACGCCGUCACCGACGUCAUCAUCAAGAACAACCUGAAAGACUGUGGUCUCUUCUGAGGAUGAUGAUAAAAGAAGAGGAGAACUUUUAUUCUUGGCAGUGGAGCCAGUUUAUUGUGCAUCUUUUGGUGGGGAAGAUGAGAAGAGUCGGGAGGACCAGUCAAAGGACCAGUGCUGUACUAUAUGCCACUUUUAACAGCUUUAUUUAUGUUUUUUGUCUUGGAACAUUUUGAAACUAGCGUUACCACAUUUGUGUAGGAUGUUUGUUAUCAUUGUAAGAGCGUCACCGCAAAAAAAAAAAAAUCUGCACAUUCUUUUUUUUUUUUAUCAUUUUAAAGAAAGAAAAUUCCUUUUCUGUUUUUAAGUUUUUUUGGAGAAGAUCACGUUUUUGCUGUUCCUUCUGCCGCUGUCUCUGGAAAAAGGUAAAAAAAAAAAAAAAACAACCUUUGCUGUCGGUGGAAAUGCUUCUUUUCUUCCUUCCCUACAACCGAAAGGGAAGAAAAGGGGUACAACUUUGAGUCCAGUUUGUUGGUACUUGUGCCUUCGCAUGCCUUUUUACUGCGGUCUUAGUCCCAAUGCUUGUUCUGUUGCCUGCUGAAUUGUUCUAAACAUAAAGAGGUAAACUGUUUUCAUAUGUUAGUGUCCCUGCUAUCUUAUAUGUGCACACCACUGAGCUAUCAGGAGGAGGAGGAGGAUUUUCCCUCUGGUUUAAAGGCACAUGGGUCUCCAUGGUGACCAACAUGUAGCCUCCACAGCCCCCCACCUCCACCUCCAACCCUUCCCCUAACCGCCAUGACAAUGGAAGGCCUACUGGCCAAUCACACAGUACAAUACUGAGAUGUAUAUUGUUACAUUCACCCCAAAGAUCUGGGGUUCUGGUUUUUAAACACUGUACAAAAUAUCCAUUCAUCCCAACCAUUCAGAAAAAUGGUAAGUCGAGGCUCGAGCUUAUAAUACGCUCACAUGUUUAAAGUACAAAGACCAGACUACCAAAGUAGGCACAUUUUAAUGUAUAUUUUAAUGUAUUUUGGGGGUUAAGGAGAGAAAAACUGAACCACAGAAACGAUGGUUGUAAAGGUUGAGGUUCGCACGUCGUUCUUGGAUCCUGUCGAGUGAUGGUUUGAGAGCAGGGCGGCGCUGCUCGAGGAUCCGAGAACCCUUUUCAUUCGGGGUGAUGGAAACUGAGAUGGUCAAAGGGAGCCUGGUCUGUGAUGUUAGAUCAGUACUACUUUGCCAAGAGGAGAAUUAUAUUACAGUCCUGGAAUCUUGUUCAUGUAAAGAAACUGCCACAACUGUCAAUGUAUGUGUAUGUUCUCCAUGGAUGGAGGAUCUUUGUAGACUCAUCUCCCUUAUUUUGCUAAUAAAAACCAUUUACAAACCAAA